This is a messenger RNA of Suillus plorans, 1371 nucleotides long. RefSeq lists its product as uncharacterized. The annotation marks the transcript as partial. NCBI's taxonomy places the organism in Eukaryota, Fungi, Basidiomycota, Agaricomycetes, Boletales, Suillaceae. The transcript has a single exon. Gene Ontology annotation, molecular function: protein binding. The record is from RefSeq and is a predicted model, not a curated record.
CUUACAUCUCGCGAUAUGGAUGGGUUGGCAGUCCAGACAGAGGCUGGACAUCGUCUUCUCGCACGAUACCGCAGGACUCAGAACAGUACGGAUCUUGACCAAUCCAUAGACCACUUUGAACGGGCCUCGGAUCUCUGCCCCGUGGAUCAUCCCUACCGCCCUGCAGCACUGUUCAAUCUAGCCAUGGCGAAGUUUAUCAGUUGCCAAGCUAAUGGAAGAUACUUCGACCUCAGGAUACCUAUCUCUCUGUUUCAAGACGCACUUGAUUUACGUCCCACUGGUGAUCCAGACCGACCCACGACCCAAUUCCAUCUUGCCAUUUCUCUGCUCUCUCGCUUUGCGAGGCGGAAAUUACAAACAGAUGCGGACACAGCUCAAGAGUUACUGAGCGAAGUGCUUGAUGGCUGCCACGCCGACAGCCACAUUUACGGGGCAGCUUUAAUUGCAAUCGAAACAUCCGCUCUACAUUCUGCUAGAAGUCUGGAUGCAAAUGGUCUUCUGGAGGAGUGGCCUGCUGGAUUCAUGUUUCCGUUAUCGCCGAAUCAACUCCUUGAUCGAGUAGAGAGGUGUUUGAAGAGAGAUGAACCGCGUGACUUAGAUGAAGUGAUAUCCCUUCAUUAUGAUGCACUGGGAUACAGCAAUAUGGGAGAUGCUUACCGAGGGCCAUUGCUAGCUAAUCUAGCUGCAAUGCUGGAAACUCGCUUCAAGCGUCGAGGCAACGAGGAAGACUUGGACCAUGCUAUCACACUUAACACGGAAGCGCUGGCCUUGCUCCCGGUCGGUCACACAAAACGGUCCGCAGCAUUAAAUGACCUCGCGAUUGUACUCUCCUCCCGCUUUCAGCACCGAGGCAACGAGCAAGACUUAGGUCAGGCUAUCGCACUUCUCAGGGAAGCGCUGGCCUUGCGCCCGGUUGGUCACACAGAUCGGUCCAUGUCAUUAGGCAACCUCGCGAGCGUACUCUCCUCCUGCUUUCAGCACCGAAGCAACGAGGAAGACUUGGAUGAGGCUAUCGCACUUUACAGGGAAGCGCUGGCCUUGCACCCGGUCGGUCACCAAGAUCGGUUCAGGUCAUUAAAUAACCUCGGGAAUAUACUCUCCUCCUGCUUUGAGCACCGAGGCAACGACGAAGACUCGGACCAGGCUAUCGCACUUCACAGGGAAGCACUGGCUUCGGUCCCGGUCGGUCACAAAGAUCGGUUCAUGUUAUUAAGUAACCUUGCGACUCGACUCUCCUUCCGCUUUGAGCACCAAGGCAACGACUAUGACUUAGAUCAGGCCAUCGCACUUCAGACGGAAGCGCUGGCCUUGAUCCCGGCCGAUCACGCAGGUCGAUCCUAUCAACUAGACCUUCGCGCGCAAGCUGUAUCC